Macrosiphum euphorbiae (potato aphid) is the source of this 642-nucleotide messenger RNA. The record is from the annotation of a GenBank genome assembly. NCBI's taxonomy places the organism in Eukaryota, Metazoa, Arthropoda, Insecta, Hemiptera, Aphididae.
AUGGCCUCUCAAAACGAAACCCUGUCUCAACCAUCACUAGUAGCUCCGCACAACCUAAUCCCAUCAAAACCGAAAUCUAAAUGUCCCGGGUGUGGCAAGGAUUAUGUCUCUUUAAAUGGACACUUGGCAAAAGCUUCCGGGCCUUGCGCAGCAAUCAGAGCCCAAAGACUAAUCGAUUCAACGCCAGCGGCAUCUGGUUCAAGUAGCAGCAAUCCAUUAAACGCCAGCUUGGCACCCAUCCGCAAUAUCCAAGCCAUUAAUCCACAACCAGUCGCAGUGGUAGCCGACUUAUCUAAAAAUUUGAUUCAAGAAGCAGACUCAUUCGCCAAUCAAUUCGAAUCUUACAUUGUACUAAAUCCGAACGAAAGCUCUAUUAACGAAUUUGACAAACUUGUUGCCAAGUUUUCCACUUUCCUCUUCGAAGCCAACAACCGACUACCAGGCCCCCAAAUCCAGCUGUUGCAUUCUACCGAAAGCGCAAGCAAGGUCACCGCAAUGUCAUGGAUCGCCAAUACAGAGAAUCAUCAAACCCGCAACGCGCAACAAAACGCCAAGCCCAAAGAACCCGUGAUAAAUAUCAUUACGACAUGGCACAAUGGCAGUACGCCAACCAAAGGAGAAAGGUGGCAAACCGCCUUCUAA